AUGGUCUGCUCAUCUGCCCCACUGCUGCUCCUGGCUGUGACUCUCCCCCUGCUGGGGUCACCAGCUGUACCAGCAUCCCAACCUGGCCAGAGGCAGGCCAAGGGGGAAUCUGAGCAGCAGCUGGACCAAGAGAGUGGAGCAUCCGAGUCAGUCCUGGUCUCCGUCUAUGUACAUCUGGACUUUUCAAAGAAGACCUGGCCACAAGAACUCUCUAUGACCCUGACUCUCCCCUCUACCUAUACUUCCUCAUCCCCAAGAACUCUCACUGGCCUCAGCAUCACGACAGAGUGUAAUGCCAGCCAAGAUGGGCAUUUCUAUUGUGAUUGUCUCUCUGAGUACCAGUGGAAUGCCAGUGUCUGCUCCCAUCACCCACCCUGCCAAACCUCCCAUAACCACCAGCCUUGUAUCUGUCUCAUCUUCAGCCAUCCUGAGCCCACCUACUGUCAGUUGCUGCUAACUGCUGGCUCAAGCCCAGCUGUUCCUCUGGAUAGGAGAAAAUUCCAGCUGUCGCAGCGGUUCACAGGCCCUGAGCUUGAGACCAAAGCAUCCCUGGGAAUGAGCCCUGUCAAGGUCUCUGUCUCUGUCACCAUCAUCCAGAACGGAGACACCAUUUGCCCCAAGGACUCCUUGGCUGUUACCUGGAAUGUCACCAAGGCUGGCUAUGUGGCCCAGGCUCCGUGUCCGAUGGAUAAGAUUGGAAUGACAAUGAGGUCCUGUGGCCUUGACGGGGUCUGGGGCCUCCGCAGCAGCUGCACAGAUGCCAGUAUCCUGGCCUUUCUUCAUAGAGCCAGGCUGCUGCGGGCAGGCCAGGGCCAGCCUACUGAGGAGGUGCCACAGCUCCUAGAACAGCUGCCAAAGCAGGCAGUGGGGAUGAGCUCACCCUCAGACUUACUGGCACUGCUGGACACCAUGACCUUCCUGGCUGAAGUGGUGGCAGAAGCCAGAAUGCAGCUUAACCACAGAACCCUGAAGGAUCUCCUGAUAGGCACAGACAAGAUCCUAAACUUGGACACCAAUUCUCUGUGGACCCCAGCUCAGACCCAGAAGUCCUUGGCAAGCUCAGCUCUCCUGCUGGCUGUGGAGACCCUGGCACAUAGCCUGUGCUCACAGGAUCACCCCUUCUUCUUCACCUCGUCUACCAUGCAGCUGCAGUCCCAGCUCCUUGGACCUACAUUUCCUGCUGACUGCAGGAUCUCUUUCUCCACUCAGCCCCCACUGUGGGCAGAGAUUUCCAGGCACUCACUGGCCACACUGGUCCAUAGCAGAGCCAACAUUAGUAUUACUAGCCUGGUGCUGCAGAAACUGGACUACCUUCUGUCCUCAAACUAUGGACGAGGGCUGAGGGACUCCCUCUAUGCCACUCCUGGUCUGGUCCUCUCCAUCUCCAUCAUGGCAGAUGGCCAGGCCUUCAACCAAGGAGAGGUCAUCGUGGACUUUGGGGACAGAAAUGGCGCCCCCCACUGUGUUUUCUGGGACCAUGAUCUCUUCCAAGGUGAUGGGGGCUGGUCGGAUGAAGGGUGCCAGGCACAGGCAGCUAGGGCCAAUUCCACCACUCAGUGUGUCUGUCAGCAUCUCACUGCCUUCUCCAUCCUCAUGUCCCGACGCAGUGUUCCAGACAGCCCUACUCUGGAGCUGCUGAGCAAACUCAGCUUGGGGGCCUCCAUCCUGGCACUGCUUGUCUGCCUGGGCGUGUACAGGCUUGUGUGGAGAGUCGUGGUACGGAACAAAGUUGCCUACUUCUGCCACGCAGCCCUGCUCAACAUGGUGCUCUGCCUGCUGGCUGCAGACACCUGCUUUCUGGGAGCCUCGCUGCUUCCCCCAGAGCCCCACAGUCCACUCUGCCUGGCCACUGCCUUCCUCUGCCAUUUCCUCUACCUGGCUGCCUUUUUCUGGAUGCUGGUACAGGCCCUGGUAUUAGCCCACAAGCUGCUUUUCGUCUUCCAUCAGCUGUCCAAGCACCAGGUAUUCCCUCUGAUGGUGGUCCUUGGUUAUCUGUGCCCACCGGGAUUUGCAGGGGGUGCCCUGGGCCUCUACCUACCCUGGGGGCAAUACCUGAAGGAGGGGGCAUGCUGGCUGGAUGAGAAGGGAGGGGCACUCUAUACCUUCAUGGGGCCAGUGUUGGCCAUUGUGGGCAUGAACGGGCUGGUACUAGCCAUGGCUGUGCCGAAGUUGCUGAGACCUUCACUGUCAGAGGGACCUCAGGUGGAGAAGCACCAAGCCCUUCUGGGGGUGAUCAAAGCCCUGCUCUUUCUCACGCCCAUCUUUGGCCUCACCUGGGGGCUGGGCCUGGCCACUCUGGUAGAAGUCUCCGAAGUCCCCCACUACAUCUUCACCAUUCUCAACGCCUCCCAGGGUGUCUACAUCUUACUGUUUGGUUGUCUCAUGGACAAGAAGGUACAAGAGGCUUUACUCAAAUGCUUCUUGCACCCUGUCCCCAGCUCCACCAGCUUCCUGGUGAGUUGCUGGCUUCAAAGCCUCAGUUCUCCCCCUGAUAGCAGGUAG
This is a messenger RNA of Trichechus manatus latirostris (Florida manatee), 2502 nucleotides long. RefSeq names its product adhesion G protein-coupled receptor F3 (gene ADGRF3). Gene Ontology annotation, cellular component: membrane. Gene Ontology annotation, biological process: adenylate cyclase-activating G protein-coupled receptor signaling pathway; cell surface receptor signaling pathway. Lineage: Eukaryota; Metazoa; Chordata; Mammalia; Sirenia; Trichechidae. Gene Ontology annotation, molecular function: G protein-coupled receptor activity. The record is from RefSeq and is a predicted model, not a curated record.